Molecule: messenger RNA, 2410 nt
Organism: Durotheca rogersii
Lineage: Eukaryota; Fungi; Ascomycota; Sordariomycetes; Xylariales; Xylariaceae
Product: alkaline phosphatase-like protein
Exons: 5
Coding region: 186-2195 (669 amino acids)
Biological process (GO): dephosphorylation
Molecular function (GO): alkaline phosphatase activity
Source: RefSeq, a predicted model, not a curated record
AGCGAAGUCAGGGAUUACCGAACCUUAUGGAUCAUGGUGUUACAUUGCAUAGACCGGGCGAGCUGUGUGGUCUGUGUUUAUUCUAGGAGGUAUAUAACAGCUGCGUUCUCCAGACUUCAGCGAGAUCUGCAGGACUCGUUUUCUCGCCGUGCCGACAUUCGACUCGUCAGCAGCUGAGUGUCAAUAUGGGUAAAGUCAGCUCCCUUGCCGUGGUGGCAGCUUUGCUGUCUGCCGCCGCCGCUCAGACCUUUCGCCGACUGGGCGCCUGCCCCGAUCUCGGCUGCGUGCUGCCUCCAGAUCAGUCCGACUUCCUCCCGGGCCAGUACUUCGACUUACGUUUCGAGGUGCACGCCCCGGUGAACGGCUCCGAGGCGUUCAACGACGGUGUUCCGGACGAGAACUUCUCGGCCACGAUCACGAAGGAGGGCGGUGAGACGAAGAGCGUCGCUGAGUUUUUCGGCCUCGACGAGCCUGAGCUUGAGAAGUGGGACUUCUCGUGGUACGAAGACCUCUUCGCCCAGGACGCCGGCACUCCAUCUGUCGUCAACGUCGCCUCCAAGAUCUACCGGAAGCUUGCCAUCUACGAGCCCGGUAACUAUGCGAUCACGCUAAGCUACUACGGGGACCAGAAGACGGUGGCCAACUGGGUCGUCCGCCCUCUGGCUACGAGGAAGAAAGCCAAGAACGUCAUCCUGUUCAUUGGUGACGGCAUGACCACGAACAUGAUCACCGCUGCCCGUCUCCUCGCCCACAAGAGUAUCAACGGGAAAUACCAAUCUCUGCUGCAGAUGGACAAAUUUCCCGUCCUUGGACACCAGAUGACACACUCGAUUGACAGCUUCAUCACUGACAGUGCUAAUUCGGCCUCCGCUCUCUACACCGGGCACAAGAGCACCGUCAACGCCAUGGGUGUCUAUGUGGACUCGUCUGCCGACUUCUUCGAUGACCCGAAGGUUGAGACGAUUGUGGAGCUUCUUAAGCGCACUUGGGAUUCCGCUUGGGGUGCCGUUUCUACCGCCGCCAUCGCUGAUGCUACUCCUAUCGCUCUCACUGGUCACAGCCGUUCUCGGUAUGCCUAUGGCGCUCUCGUCGAGCAGGGUCUGAACUCGGUCGCCAACUACUCCUGGACGAACCAGGGUGGCCCCGACGUCUGGUUCGGUGGCGGUGCCGAGCAAUUUUACCCCGGUAAGGACAGCUUCGAGGGCAAGGAUUACUACGAAGCCUUCGCCAACGCUGGCUACGACAUCAGCUUGAAUAAAACCUCUCUGUUGGAGCUUGGAAACAGCAGCAGGGCCCUCGGGAUCUUCUGCCGGUCUCACUUCCCCGUCUGGUUGGACCGAAAUGUUUUCACCGAGAACCUGGCCUCGUUUAAGAACGACCCUCGCGGUUCGGACGACCCGGCCCUUGAUCUUCCCGGCCUCAAGGAGAUGACUCUCAAGGCCAUCGACAUCCUGAGCCACCGUGGCGGUGACAAGGGCUUCUUCCUCAUGUCGGAGGGCGCCUCCAUUGACAAGCAGAUGCACGCUCUCGACUACGACCGCGCUCUCGGUGACCUUCUGGAGCUCGACGACACGAUCCGCGCUACUGUCGCCCACCUCAAGGCCAUCGGCGAGCUUGAGAGCACGCUGAUAGUCGUCACUGCCGACCACGGCCACGGCUUCGACGUUUUCGGUGGUGUCGACACCGCGUAUCUCUCGGAGCAGAAGACGGACCGCCAGAAGCGCAAGGCGGUCGGCAUCUACGAGCAGUCCGGCCUGUCGCAAUACACGACGCCGGUGGAAGGCCUCUCUUACGGCACAGGCCCGAACUUCCCGGUGAACUGGGACCCGCGAUACACGCUUGCCCAGGGCUUCUCGGCCAACCCCGACCACCGGGAGAACUACCGGGUGCACCAGACGCCGCGCAGGAUCGUCAGCAGCACCCCAGGCUUCGACGACGACGACCUAUUCGUGAACGCGAAGGACAGCCCCGACGGCUUCAUCGUCAACGGCACGCUGCCCGUCAGCGAGUCGUCAGGCGUGCACUCGCUCACCGACGUGGCUGUAUUCGCCAUGGGCCCCUGCCAGGAGACCUUCGGCGGCGUCUACGGCAACAUCGACAUCUUUUACAAGAUGGCCGAGUGCCUCGGCCUUGCCCGCCCCGACAACAAGCCGCCCGCCGAUCCCAAUAACGGCUGCGGCAGCACGAAGCACUAAGGGUGUUUCCCGGAAGAAACAAAAACUCUAUAAACUGAUGCGAUAAUUAGCAAUACGAACAUAGCGAUCGGAUAAAUGUGUGUGUGCACAAGUAAUUGGGACAUAAGAAGCAUAUGAGGGCGUACGGAAGGUGGAAACGAGACGGACCAAAAAAAAAAGAAAGCAACCAACAGCGACGGCAUAGAGACGACGAACGCGGCGAGUGCAGGUGUGCG